AUGUAUUAUACACUAAAGGUGAAUCAAAAGGAGAUUCUACUUGGGCAAAAGCAGCCCAGAUCCUUGGUCAGUGACUUGAUGGAUUUGCUCGAAAAACCAAUCCACAAACGGGCUAUAGAUCAACAUGUAGAAGACAAGUUGACAACGGUCAGGUAUAUUGAAAGUUUUGAAAAAGACCAUUAUCAAAGAAUAUUGCGCGAAUUGACCUCUGUGUUGCAACCACUGGGAAAAUCUAGCAAUCAAAAUCAACCUAUAACUGCCUGUCAUUCGUUACUUGGGUCAGAAGUGAAAGCAGUAAACCAGUAUAUACGGAAGUUGAGAAAACAGUCAGAUAUUAUUUUUGUGGCAGAUUAUUUACUUGCGCAGGGGCGACUCAAUACAACCUUUCUCGCAUCUUUGGUAUUCAAAAUGAAUCGGGCUACUUUGAAAGGUUUUAUUAGCACAACAAUCAAUGACGGCAGGUUUGCAUCGCUGGACGAAGCAUUGCUCUGUAAAGCGUAUGUGAUAUUCUGUUAUCGUUUAAGGCAAUUGGGAAUGAUGACGUUGUCUGAUCAUCUUAUCAAACAACAACUAUCAUCACUUUGGCUACCCUGCAUCCGUCGUGAACAAUUCUCAAAUGCAAAAUACCUGAGAAACCUUAUGUCGAUAUUGAUGGAAGCUUUAGAUGAGAAUGAGUUGAUAUCCAUCGUAAAAUCCGCCAAGAGUGUGCACAUGGCGUAUAUAUUAUGGGAAUUGAAACCACACAGAUACAGAGAGAUAAAAGAGGCAUUUGUUGUUAGUUCACACCGUCCUAGCUCAAACCGCAAUCUAUCAGCGCAUCAGAAAUUGAUCCUUUAUUUAUUAUCAAACCCAGGUGUUUAUCAGGACGAUCAGUUGCAGAUCAAACUAAAUGAGCUUUCUCGACGGCAUCGACUUUCAUAUGGUGAGUGCGUUUCGGAGAACUCAUUUUUCGAAUCGUUAAAAUGUGUCAUUGCAUCCCAAAAUAGUGUGCUUUUCUGUUAG
Ogataea parapolymorpha DL-1 is the source of this 1002-nucleotide messenger RNA. RefSeq lists its product as uncharacterized. Bases 1 to 1002 code for a protein of 333 amino acids. The transcript has a single exon. NCBI's taxonomy places the organism in Eukaryota, Fungi, Ascomycota, Pichiomycetes, Pichiales, Pichiaceae. The record is from RefSeq and is a predicted model, not a curated record.